GUCGCGUCAGCCUCAGCAGCGGCGCCCCGCUGAAGGGGCGGAGGCGCGCCGCCCGAAGUGGCUCGCGCCGCGGCGCUAGCGCCUUUAUAAGCCGGCCGGGCGCGUGUGCGUGCGAGGCCGAGUGAGAGGGACGCCGCUGCCUGAAUCCCAGCAGAAACCUGAUGGAGAAACCUGUACCUCAACCUGAGAAUCAUACGUGGAGUUGUUCUUGUACAGCCAGGGGAAGAUACAAGGAUCACCUAGGUGGAACUUCAACAGGGCUAGCAGCCAAAGUGGGUGAAAUGCUAACCUCAUCUGUUUCCAGUUCUUCUCUGACCUUGGUGGGUCAUGCAGCCCGGCACCCAAGCAGCCCAAACAGAGGCAGUAGCCCUGGUAGCAGCUUGAACUUAAGCAGAGACUUACUGCAACGCAGCCUGGUGCUUUUUGCAGUGGGCACUUUCCUUGCACUGGUGCUAAACUUGCUGCAGAUUCAGAGGAAUGUCACGCUGUUCCCUGAGGAAGUCAUCUCUACAAUCUUCUCUUCUGCCUGGUGGGUGCCCCCUUGCUGUGGGACAGCCGCAGCUGUUAUUGGCCUGCUGUAUCCCUGCAUUGACAGCCGUCUUGGUGAACCUCACAAAUUCAAACGAGAAUGGGCAAGCGUAAUGCGAUGCAUUGCUGUCUUCGUUGGCAUUAACCAUGCAAGUGCUAAAUUGGAUUUUGCAAACAAUAUCCAGCUUUCCCUGACCCUUGCAGCUUUGUCGCUGGGCCUCUGGUGGACAUUUGAUCGUUCGAGAAGUGGUCUUGGUCUUGGGAUUACAAUUGCUUUUGUAGCUACUCUGAUUACACAGUUUCUGGUCUAUAAUGGAGUUUAUCAGUAUACAUCUCCAGAUUUCCUUUAUAUCCGUUCUUGGCUACCAUGUAUAUUUUUCUCCGGAGGUGUGACUGUAGGAAACAUAGGACGGCAACUUGCUAUGGGUGUUCCCGAGAAACCUCACAGUGACUAAAUACCCGGAUCUGACAGUGACUAAAUACCCGGAUCUUGGUGAAAGCAGAAUAAGGAUCAGUUCAAGCUAGCAUUUUUCAUCUUGAAUUACCAGCAUGAGCUCUCUGUACCUUGGGAAGGGAUGAACUCACCAUAAAGUGGCCAAGAUUUAUUUGAUUUAUGUCUGAGAAGUUUCUGACUCUGUGGUGGAAAAUGUUCAGCACAGAUUUUUCAUGCACAAUAAGCCGAAUCAUAAUGGCUGUCCUUCCGAAUCCUGGAAACAGCUGCCAUUUUCAAAGCCUUGAAGCAAAUCUUAAUUCUACCCAUACUCAAAGACAAUUGCUUGGUAUGGCCUGGUGGAGCAGUGGAAUAGUAAUUCUCCCAAGUAUCGUUCAUCCUGUGUUGCCUUUAAGGGGACUGAAUGAAAGAACCAUUGUUGUAUAAAGAAAUAAGGACCAGAGAAGAGGCUUUUGCAGACCAUCUUAUUGUAAAAGGGCUAGCACAGGAAUAUUAUCUUGAUUUAUGUCUUAAACACCUGGCUUCUUGAAGUGCGGAGCAAACCAUCUUGAAAAUCAACAGUUUGUUUAGCUGCUCACUUGUUUUAUGGCUCCCUAUAUCAUUUCUCUUGGAAACACAGAGCCAAAAUUUACAUUUUUCCAAGGGAUAGCCUACUGGGUCUGGCUUUAGAUGGGUCCUUAAUGAUUUCACCAAUGAGUGUGUCUUCAUUAUACUAUACCAUGAAGAAGAGGACGUUUUUGUGGGGUACUUGUUAAAUUCUCUGGGAAUCCGGUAGGUUUCAGGGCAGAAAUAGGACUUGCUAUGAAAAGAACGGGGAAAGUUAGUAGUGUUAGUUAAAAGUCUUUGUAAAUGAUUUCUUGUCUGAAUUUCUGAAGAGAUCAUUUUGUGUUCAUGAUUUUGCAAAUUUGCAAAAAUUGCAAUCUGUGAUUGCUUUAUAAGAAAAAGUGCUAAUGUCACUGCAUUAAAUAUCUGUACUCAACUAGGUGAGCACAAUAGUUUGUUCAGUACUAUGUCACCACUGACCUAAUGAGCGGGUGUUGAGUUUCAAAAUUUAAAGUGCAAUGUACAGCUGAAAGGAAUCUGAGCCUUGUAAAAUCCUCUUUAAUAUCUCCAGCAAACAAUGAAUAUUAAAAAGAAAAAGUUUUGAACUUAUUUAAUGCUUCAUGAAAGCAAGCAUCAGCAAUAAUCUAACUAGUGUUGCUAGUUUUGCAUCCCUUACUAAACUCUUGAGAAAUACUCAGUUUCUGCAGCUCUGAUAACAAAAGUGAGCUCAUGCUGCAUUAUCAUACAAUUUUAGGCACUUUUGUUUCCAGUCUUGUUCAGCUUCCAGUCCAGUCAAAAGGUUUAUGUUUUUUUAGAUCAAGGAAAGGAAGUUGGGGAGCUCCAGAUAAUCAUUGAACCACUUCCCAUUGUCUUUAAUCAUGCUUUCUGUUGCAUGAUGAGAACUGAGAGCCCAAAACAUCUGCAGAGUCACUAGUUUUAGAGAAAACUAUGAGUUUUAGAUAAGCUGAGGAAUCUUCUCCAGGUUUUGUCCCAAAACAGCAUUUUUUCAAACUGGAUCCUUUUCUAAUUUUACUUUCUGACUUCUUCCCCCAGAUAGCUGUUUGGGAGAUGGGAACACAAAACACUCCAGGGAUGCAGCUGUGGGUUAGGAGAUUCGCUUACAAUAAUAUUGGGAGAAGACUUAGACUCCCUUCUUAAACUAACCAGUUCAUGGUGAAUGAGACAACAAAAGUGAUUUGUUUGGAGAAGGUGACUUUGCCUGGUACAGUCACUUUGCAGAAUCCGAGGCUCUUGCCUUCCUGGGGACAUUACAUCUGAGAUGUCAGUAUAGAUUUUCUGUUUGAAGUAGUAACUAAAUUCAGGUACUGGAAAAAUCCUGCUGAAAAGGGAAGGCUAGUUUUCUAAAUUCUAGAAUUGUCUUAUUUAGGAACAAUUUUGAGAUUCUGCUCUCAAAAUACAUCCAUAUAGUAUGUUAAUGCAAGGGAGAAGGAUACAAAUAAUUCUAGAAGAGUUUCUCCUCUAGUUCAGGAGCCUCCAUACGCCUGGCAACUUUAAAAUUUGUGGACUUCAACUCGCAGAAUUCCUCAGCCACCCAUGCUCCACAAAGUUGCCAAAUUUGGAGACCUCUGCUCUUUAAAAAGGGAGUGAGUAGAUAGAGAUUUCAGGGGCUAGAUAGGUGGCUGAGGAUAAAGUUUUGUUUCCCAUUCUUUGGUUUGACUAGGUCAGGGAUAGGCAACCUUGGCUCUUUUAUGACUCAUGGACUUCAACUCCCAGAAUUCCUAAGCCAGCCAUGCUGAGGAGAAAGGAAGAGGUUUCCAAGCUGAGCCAUGCUGGCUCAGGAAUUCUGGGAGUUGAAGUCCACGAGUCAUGAAGGGACCAAGGUGGCCUACCCCUAUAUGAGGAUAUUGCAAUCUUUGAAUGCUUGUGGAUUACUUCCAAAGUGAAUUUUUGAAUUUGCUUACCUCAGCAUCAAAUUUAUUUGGAAAGCAUUUAAUUCUUAAUCAACUUGUUUUGUUUUUCCUUAAACAAAGUGGCAGUUUUUAAAAAAGCCUUCAAGAAUACAUGAUUUAUUCUGAAGAGAUUACAUUAAAAUCUGUGGUAUUAUUGAAUAGUAAAUUAUAGGCUGCAGCUUUAAAGCCUGGCUUCUCAUUUUCCACUCUUUCUUUAAAGUGUGUUAAUUCACUUCUUAUAUAAUCCAGUUUAAAUGGUAUUAUCUGAGUAUGCCUCUGUAACAUUUACAUGCAAGAUGAAAGCCACUAUAUCCUCUAAAUUUAGUUUUGAGGUUCCGCAAGGGGAAAUAACUACCUUUCUAUAAUAUCUUACUACCAGAUGUAAUUAAGAAAGUGGACAAUUGUAACUGUAAAUAUGUAAUCAUGAAACCAGAUAUUUAAUUUGUAAAGUUUAUUUGUCAAUCUGUGUUUUGAAAUGACAGCCAAAAUACAUUAGAAGUUCAAUCUUGCCAAUACUUGUAAGUAUCUGAACCAAAGUGAUCAGAGUUUGCGUUACAAAGAAAAGUGUGUUGGGGGAGGGAGAGGGAAUUGCACUGUAUUCCAGAUAAGAAUCCUUUGAUUCUGAAAUUUGGUAAAUUUUUCAUCUGUGUGUAUGUGUAUGGUUUUUUUUUUUUAAAUUCAUUAAAGGUUUUGACCAUUUAGGUCCUGCA
Molecule: messenger RNA, 4142 nt
Organism: Crotalus tigris (Tiger rattlesnake)
Lineage: Eukaryota; Metazoa; Chordata; Lepidosauria; Squamata; Viperidae
Gene: INSIG1
Product: insulin induced gene 1
Exons: 6
Coding region: 162-983 (273 amino acids)
Biological process (GO): SREBP-SCAP complex retention in endoplasmic reticulum; cellular response to insulin stimulus; SREBP signaling pathway
Cellular component (GO): SREBP-SCAP-Insig complex; endoplasmic reticulum
Source: RefSeq, a predicted model, not a curated record